Molecule: messenger RNA, 1518 nt
Organism: Penicillium crustosum
Lineage: Eukaryota; Fungi; Ascomycota; Eurotiomycetes; Eurotiales; Aspergillaceae
Product: 6-phosphogluconate dehydrogenase, decarboxylating
Exons: 2
Coding region: 1-1518 (505 amino acids)
Biological process (GO): pentose-phosphate shunt; pentose-phosphate shunt, oxidative branch
Cellular component (GO): cytosol
Molecular function (GO): NADP binding; phosphogluconate dehydrogenase (decarboxylating) activity
Source: RefSeq, a predicted model, not a curated record
AUGCCACCCCCCAUGAAAAGCAUCGGCGUUGUCGGAGCCGGAAACAUGGGCUCUAUGAUGACCCUCCGCUUCGCAGAACUCGGCCUCCAAGUCUCGAACGUCGAUGACGUGGUUCAUUACGCAAGAGACGACAAGGGCAUCACAGGCCGAGUCGAAGGAUUCUACGACAUCAACAAAUUCGCCAAAAGCCUAGAGGGCAAGUCCGACCGGAAACUAUUCAUGUUUUCUAUCACGCACGGCGAGCCUGCAGACGAAGUACUUCGAAUGCUGAAGCCCGAUCUCAAAGAGGGCGAUAUCAUCCUCGAUGGUGGAAACGAGAACUACCGGAACACCGAGCGGCGCCAGAAAGAAUGUGCCGCCAUCGGUGUUGCCUGGAUCGGAAUGGGCGUUUCGGGUGGGUAUCAGUCUGCGCGACGGGGACCUAGCCUUUCACCUGGAGGAGAUGCUAAAGCUAUCGAGCGUGUUAUGCCAUUCUUGGAGUCGUAUGCGGCGCAUGAUCCCAAAUCUGGGGUUCCGUGUGUGAAGCGUAUGGGUCCCGGUGGAUCGGGACACUACAUCAAGAUGGUCCAUAAUGGUAUCGAGGGUGGUAUGCUUUCUGUUCUUGCUGAGACAUGGCAAUACAUGCAUGAGGGGCUGGCCAUGGAACAUGGCAAAAUCGGAGAUGUCUUUGCUAAAUGGAAUGAGUCUGGCGAGCUGCGGGGUAACUACUUGAUUAACAUCGGUGCCGAUAUGUUGCACACAAAGAGAACACCCAAAGGGGAUCGCAAAGGCGAGGGAGCUAGUCGGGAUGAUGGAUAUGUGCUUGACGAUGUCCUCGACAAGGUAGUCCAGGACGACGAUGACACUGAAGGAACUCCACUCUGGUGUCUCAUGGAGUCUGCUGCCCGACAUGUCUCUUGUCCGACGUUAGCUGCCGCCCAUUACAUGCGAAUCUCAAGUGGAAAUCGGAUAGAGAGAGCGCGUGCUGCGAAGAAGCUGGAGAUGCCCAUGCCGAAACCGAUCGAGGGAACCCGGGACCAUGCAGUGAUCAUCGAAAACCUACGACAGGCUGUGUAUUGCUCGUUCCUGGCAUCUUUCUGUCAGGGCUUGGAGCUGAUUUCCCGAGCUUCAAUUGACGAAGGCUGGAAUGUUAACUUGGGCGACUGUCUCCAGAUUUGGCGAGCGGGAUGUAUCAUUAAGUCGGAGCAUAUCGCGGAUCUACUGCAGCCGCCACUUGCAGCCCACAAUGAGUUGACGAAUACCAAGUUUGUGGAUGCGGUCGCACAUGAGUUGCGCCAGAACUUCCACAGCCUCAAACAGGUGGUCAUGGAGGGGACGAUGUUUGAUCAGUAUAUUCCGGCUCUGUCGGCUACUCUGGAAUAUCUCAAGUAUGAGGGUGGAUUGGGACUGCCGACCAAGUUCAUGGAGGCGCAGAUGGAUUACUUCGGUGCCCACAACUAUAACAAGCCUGGCAUUCCAGGUGAGGAUCCAGGACCAGUUCACAAGGGUCCUCAUCAUUAUGAGUGGUUGCCGGCUUAG